Messenger RNA from Dichomitus squalens LYAD-421 SS1, 1524 nucleotides. RefSeq lists its product as uncharacterized. The transcript has 7 exons. The coding region runs from base 1 to 1524 and encodes 507 amino acids. The record is from RefSeq and is a predicted model, not a curated record. NCBI's taxonomy places the organism in Eukaryota, Fungi, Basidiomycota, Agaricomycetes, Polyporales, Polyporaceae.
AUGCACAGCCUGAUCUCUUGGAGACAUGCCGUACCCACGGACACUUCAGUGCUCCUGUUCAGCUCGUCGUCCCUCCGCGAUCUUGAGGUGGCCGUCUCGCGUCUUGGCACCCAGUCCGGCAUGACGAUCAACUCCUUUGUCCUAGCUGGGCCUCCCAAUUUGAACCCCAUGUUUAUGGCAGUGAGCGAAGCUGCCCCGCUCCUCCAUCGCCCCACGCUUUCUGGAAGACAAGGCCCUGGUCCGGCGAUCGUACCGCAUAUCGUCAAGCUCACCCAUGUGUGCGAGCUGCUCCUCUACAACCAACCGAUAAUAAUCAAUCCAGAGCAGAUGAGCAUGCUCCUUGAGAAUCUCUGCGACCUGGAGAGCCUCCACGCGUUUGUUGUCGACUUCUCCAACCCUGCAUCUCAGGUGUAUGCCCCCUCUCUGCGGAGUCUCCGCCUCAAAGGCGAAUCUCCUGACCUACAAGGCGUGCUAUCCGGAUACCUGAAUGUGCCUCACCUCCGCAGUGUCAUUUUACAGGCGUCGGACGAGCAUUACACCCAGAAGAGCCACAACAUCUUUCAUCUCAUCACACAAGCGAGCUUCGCGCUGGCAUCCUCAUUGCGCGCGAUCAGCAUCACCCAAAUGGAUGAUCCCAUCGACGUCGUCUGGAAUGAUUCCCACAAAGACGUCGACCUCUGCCUUGCGAACGCCCUCAUGCCGUUCGCAGACGCCGACGUGGAAGCAAUUGCGAAGGCCUGGAAACGCGUGCAGAAGCUCCACAUAGCCUACGCCCCCUUUCGCGCGCACACUCACCCCCCGCUCACGUCCCUCCGGCACUUCGCUGACCACUGCCCGGAGCCAGUGCAGUUGAGCAUGACGGAGCUUGCAAUAUUCGACACGCUCGGCUUCCCCGUUGUGCCGCGUGAGGGCGCGCCCCCGUUAAGGUUUCUGGACCUGAAGAUACCUUUGAACCUGGUUUUGAAUGACGGGGAGAUCAAUGUGGUAGGGCUGAAGCAACUGCCAGCGAUGUUCACAUGGGAGGCUGCCGAGAAGAAGGCUGAGGUUCUUGAGAUCGCGGAAGGCCUCUGUGUGCGGAAGGAGGUCAAAGACACCAAACUCGGAAGCCGAACGGUCCCGACAGGAAACUACGAACAAGCUCGUCAUACCUAUGUAGCGAACCGCCCUGGUUCUUCGGCACCUGCUAUGCCUGCACGGGAUAGCGACUUGAUCAUUGAACCGUCGCAGUAUGGCGAUGAUAGGAGGUCCUCUAUUAUGGUCGAACUAUUCUCAAGUGGCCGUGGCUUUGCUACCAGCAGUCGCGAGGGCCCGCUUCGCACGGAUCCUGUCAACCUUCCCUCCAAAUACGCAGAGCUACGUGCAGAGGCCCAAACUCGCCGACACAACGAGGCUCAACGUGAUCUCAUGGAGCUACCGCAGUCGGAAUGCAAAUGCGAUACGGGAACAACAUCGCCACAGUACGACACAGAGGAUGUGAUGAGCGAGUCUACACCCCCUGACGCCCCGCCCGCCUAUUCUAUGUGA